Daktulosphaira vitifoliae (grape phylloxera) is the source of this 2754-nucleotide messenger RNA. RefSeq names its product cap-specific mRNA (nucleoside-2'-O-)-methyltransferase 2-like. Gene Ontology annotation, molecular function: methyltransferase cap1 activity. Gene Ontology annotation, cellular component: cytoplasm; nucleus. The record is from RefSeq and is a predicted model, not a curated record. The coding region runs from base 591 to 2633 and encodes 680 amino acids. NCBI's taxonomy places the organism in Eukaryota, Metazoa, Arthropoda, Insecta, Hemiptera, Phylloxeridae. Gene Ontology annotation, biological process: 7-methylguanosine mRNA capping. The transcript is spliced from 2 exons.
UUAAAUUUAUCAGUAAUUAUACAUUUUUUAAUUCAAAUUUAUUGCUCAAAUUUUUUAUAUGUAUUUCAUUAAACUUGAAUAUUCUUUCUAUUAAUAAUUUUAGUUUUCUAUGAUUUAAAUGUCAUAAAAGCUUUAAUUGAUUGUUAAACUAUUCAUUAUAUGGAAUUAUAUUAUUUAUAUUACUGACAACAUUAAUUUAAAUUAUUAGUAAAUAAUAAAAUUAAAAAGGAUCUAAGAUGGUAAUAAUCUAACAAAAGUAUACUAAUGUUUUAACUGGGAUGUUUCAAUUUAUCAUAACAAAAUCUAGAACAUUCUCAUAAGGCAUAUUUUAUACCUUUUUUUUGUAAUUGUAAUUAUGAUAUUUUUGGAAUUUUAUUGAAAAUACUAAGCUUCAUAUUCUAAUGUCACAGUGAAAAAUGUUCAACUUACAAUAUGAAAAAAGAAAUAAAAUUUGACCUCAGGCAUACAAAUUAAUUUUUUUUAUAUAAUCAGCAGUAAAUCAAAUAAAUCUAUUUAAUAAGAAUAAUUUACAAGAAGUUAUCUUAUGUAUUUUGAAGUCAAUAAAUCAAAAACUGUUAAUAAAUAAAAAAAUGGCAUCUAACAUAAUACAUUUUGAAAAAGAUAUAGAGUUCUCAAAAAAAGUGGUAUUAAAUACCUCAAAAAAAUUCCCUGAUCCAAAAUUUAUCUUUUCUGAAACUUCCUGGAAGUUAGAUCAAUUCCAAAAUUUGAAAACAAAGUUGAACUUUGUUAAACAUAAGUUAAAUGAUUUUAUUCUAGAAGAAUGGCAUGAGCACACAUCAAAAAUGAAUCCAUCUGGAUUAGUUGUAAAUCAUGUUAGAAAACAUAUACACCCUGAUUUUUUGACUCAAGCAUGGUGUAAAUUUUAUGAAAUAAUGUGUAAUUCUUCAUUAGUUUCACAAAAAUCAUUAUUGACAGGUAAUAUGUGUUCUGUUCAUUUAUGUGAAGCUCCUGGAGCCUUCAUUUCAGCACUUAAUCAUUUCAUGGCUCUAAAUCAUCAAUCUAUAAAAUUUGAUUGGUUAGCAAUGACAUUAAAUCCUUAUCACGAGUCAAAUGGCCAUCCUGAUACUGUAAGUGAUGAUCGAUUAAUAUUUAGUACAAUUGACAAAUGGGAAUUUGGGCCAGACUAUACAGGAGAUAUUUUUCAGCCUAGGUAUCAUGAACACUUAUAUGAAACAAUUUCAAAAAAAUUUGAUAAUGGUGCAAGUUUAGUAACUGCUGAUGGUAGUAUAGAUUGCUCAGAUGAUCCAGGAGAACAGGAAAAUAUUGUUAUGAGUUUGCAUAAUUAUGAAAUGAUGGUAGCUUUAAAUAUUAUACAAAAUGGAGGGUCAUUUGUCCUUAAAAUGUUCACAAUUUUUGAGUGCAAUACUAUUUGUAGAAUUUAUUUAUUGUGUUGUUUAUUUCAAUCAGUAGAGAUCCAAAAACCAGCUACUAGUAAAUCUGGUAAUUCAGAAGUUUAUGUAGUUUGUAAAGGUUAUAUGGGUAGAUCACUAGCAACACCUUACAUCCAAAUGUUUUUUAAAAGUAAAAAUCAUGACAAUGCAUUGUUACCCCUUAGUCAAAUACCUAAUAAUUUUAUUGACGAACUAUAUAACUGUUCUAGUUAUUUCUGUGAUUUACAAAUAAAGACUAUAGAAAAAAAUAUUAUUACAUGGAACAAUAAAAAUGAAUCAUAUAAAGAAAUAAAUGAAAUUCAAAGGAUUAUAUGUCAAGAAUAUGUAAACAGGUACAAAUUAAAACCAAUUCGUUGGGAUCAAGAUGUUAUUUCAUCGAGUAAUUGGUCAAGAGCUCGUAAUAAUAAAAGGAAAAUUAAUAUAUCAUAUUCAGAAAAAUUGCGUCGUCGUGAUUUAUGUUUACAAGAAGAAGCUGUUUUAUUAUACCAAGAAAUAGUGAACUUCAGUAAUAGUAAAACCAAUGAGUGUCAUGAAAUUUUAUGGGGACGAUGUGAUCAAGUAAGUUUAAAUAUUUCAAAUGUAAAAUAUUGCUUGGGAAAACCAGUAAUUCAAGUGAGAAGCUCAAAAUUUUGUAAUGACUCAUUACUUCAGUACCGCAUUAAGAUAAUUAACAAAUUCCCAUGUAUUGAUAGUUUGAGUAAUUCAGAAUCACGAAUAUUAUACUUUAAAACCAAACUAAAUUAUUCAAAGAAUGGUAUAAAUAUUUGUGAUCUCACAGACACAUAUGCUAAAAAUCGCAAUAAUAAUGUUAUCCUACAAUACAGCUGUUUAUUUAAUAUUCUUGAAACAUUACAACAAAAAUCAGAAGAUUUUUUACUUAUUGGUUAUCCAUUAUACACCCAAAUAGCUGUGGCAUGUUUUUUUGUAAUUGCUAGUAUGUUUGAUACAUUUGCAAUAAUAAAGCCUGAUCGAAACUUUGGUCAUGCAUUUGCAUUUUUUGGAUUUAAAAAUCUUGAAAAUUGGCUUAAUAUAUUAAGUGAAGUGUUAAAAUAUAUUUUACCUAGAAAUGAUUCUUAUACAAGAUCAAAAUUAGCCUUAGUUUCUUGGCUGCCAAUUCAGCAACUUGUGAAACAAAGAUCACAUCUUGAUAUUGUACUUCUUAAUAACUUAUGUAUUGCAUAUGAAGUUGAACCUAUUUUACUAUCAUUUAUUCAAUCUUAACUUAUUGUGAGACAUUGUACUUAAUAAAAAGUAUAAUUAACAAUUAUAAAAUAUUUUUACAAUUUAUUUCUAGUUUUAGAAAAAAUACUUUCAUGUUAACCUAUUUAAAUUAUAAGAAAUU